This is a messenger RNA of Caenorhabditis elegans, 1203 nucleotides long. It is a transcript of the gene try-7, whose product is annotated as Peptidase S1 domain-containing protein. Bases 20 to 1162 code for a protein of 380 amino acids. The record is from RefSeq and is marked reviewed. Gene Ontology annotation, molecular function: serine-type endopeptidase activity; peptidase activity; hydrolase activity. NCBI's taxonomy places the organism in Eukaryota, Metazoa, Nematoda, Chromadorea, Rhabditida, Rhabditidae. The transcript is spliced from 8 exons. Gene Ontology annotation, biological process: proteolysis.
GUUUUCAAUCGCAUCAAUAAUGCGUUGGUGUUCAGUUAUUCUUAUUGUUUUGACUGUUCAACUUGUCAAUUGUGAUCUUUUGACUCUUCAAGAAAACGAGCAACGUCUAAAGUCAUGUGGAAAACCAUUGCAGUCAAAAGUGUAUAAUGGACGUGAUGCAUCACAAUCGGAAGCACCUUGGUCUGUGUUCACGUAUCUUUAUAGUAAAGACGAGCAAUCUGCCACAACUUGCACAGGAACCAUUGUCUCCCCACGUCAUAUUCUCAUUGCCACUCACUGUUUCGCCGGGCAAAACCGAGAUGGUUCAUGGAAUCUUAUUGAGGAUACAUUUGAUAGAAGUAAUUGCAAGGAUGAUGACUAUGUAAUAACGAAUCAAGAAUUCCUCAAAAGAGUGGAAUUUCUCUCAAACAAAAAAGGAAUAUCAAGAUAUCCAGAGAAGAUAACUCUUGUUCAUGCAUGUACCAAACGAACAGCAAAUCGGACAAAAAAAAUUCCACCACAAUAUUAUACUGACGACUUUGCAAUUGUUCAUUUAUACGAAGAGUUGACUUUCUCAAGUAAUGUCCAAUCAGUCUGCGUUGCAGAUGACGAGACUCAACCCAAUGAUAAACUUUCAUUGGAAUACUUUGGAUUCGGAUUAAAUCCACCUUCUGAUAUUAAUCAAAACGGUGUCGAUAAUACAGGUCAAUUGAGAUAUGAGAAAAUCGAGGUUUUUCGUUCACAUCCGAUGGAAAUUUACUUUUUCCAAGCAAGAGAUAUAACUGAUAAAACAGUGGCAUGUGUUGGUGACAGUGGUGGUGGUGCAAUAGCUGAUGUUAAAGGAAAAAAGACAAUUAUAGGAGUCCUGUCACAAACUAGCUGUCAAAAACGACGAGGUGGUAACGAAACAAUGGAACUGUACUCUUCUGUUGGAUUCUACAAAAAUCAAAUUUGCAAGUACACUGGCAUUUGUGAUAAAGCUGAUUCUUAUAAUAAAUAUCAUAAAGGAUAUAUUAGAACACAAAAACCGGUUCGUACAACCGAAGCUCCACGGGAAGCAAACGCUCGAGACUUGAAACCCGGGUCAAAAGGUGGGAAGGAUAAACCAAAUGGAGUCAUGGGGAAAUUUUUGAAUUUGAUAAUAAUUCCUGUCAUUUUCUCUGCAAUUAUCAACUUUUUGUAGUUUUUGUUUCGGUCACAAUGAAUUUUUCGAAGAUCGGAUUA